AUGGAGAAUCUGAUGAAGGAGACAUACAUUAGUUCUGACGACAUCAUCCGCACCUUCAUCUCACGCCGGGUGCAUCCCCUCCAGCGCCGGGCCCAUAAAAUAAGUGAAAUGUAUGGCCCUCGUGAUCCCACCAAGAUCACCGGCCUCCCUCUAAGCAAGGAGGAUAUAGUGCUUAAGGCCAAAGAGCGUUUUCCUCGCAUUGCCGCGGAGAAACGAGGCCCUCGCCAGAAGCGGGAUCUUGACGAGGAGGACCCUGAUCCUUAUAUUCAUUGGACCGACCUCAAGAUGGGCCGCACCCACACCUCGCGCCCCGAUGCUCCCUCAGCUGGCACCCAACCACAGGUUCACGAGCAUGCGGCUCCUCUGCAGGCUGAGGUUGGCCGCGAGUUCCUGAAGAAACUCACCUCCCAGGGCAAGAAGAACAAGGCUCCGGCACCAGAGGUCGGUUCAAGCCAAGGCCCUCCCGCCAAACGCUCCCGGACGGAAGUUGUUGGAGGGAAAGAAGUAGGCAAGAAGCGCUACAGAGGGAAACAGAUGCCGGUCGCUUCCGGAAAGAAGAAGAAGACUGCGGCUUCCCCUUCCAAGUCCGUGCCGGCCUCUUCCGCGCCGGCAAGUUCCACUCCGGGCCAGGACGCACCCGACGCCCGCUCGCCGCCCAAGACUUCGCCCACGCCUCCACCAGAAGCUCCCACCUUCGAGCCAACUGGGGCCACGCCGACGCCGCCGCCAAACCAAGGACCCAUUGCGGCCGAGCCCGCGCCAUCUCCAAGCCAAGGGCCCGCUGUGGCCAAGCCGACGCCGCCGCCAGAAGGCACCAAGCCCCUCAAGCCGGAACCUUUCAAGGGGAAGGCCAUGGCUUCCGGCACUCCUACGUCUGGCUCGCAGCACUUGGUGCUGCACGCCGGCCGCGCCGCUGUUGCGGCCGGAGAAGCGGCCUCUGGUCAGCUGGGCCAAAUCACGGAGCUGAAGCGCGGAGGCAACGAGCUGGGACAUUUGCUCGAGUACGCUGAAAAGUGGAAUCGAGUGGAUGUGUCCGCGGCUACGCGCGGCCUGGGGAAAGACCGGCUUCCGGCGAUUGACCCCGCUGGCCCCCGGUGUACUGAGCAGCACUUUAUGCGGCUGCGGCGCGCGGUGAAGGAGCUUGACAAUGCGUGGCACAAUGCCACCAACAACGUGGUGCUAUCCCGGAAGCCUCCAUUGAGGCCCUCAAGGCCCAGCUCAGCACCCUUCAAGACUCUAGGUGAAAAGGAGCAGCUUAUCCAGGAGCAUCGCAAGGCUCUGGACGCCCAGGAGCUCAUUUCCAGCGGGCUGAAGGAUCAGCUCAUCCAAUUUGGGCUCCGGCAUGAUCAGGAGAUGAAGGAUGCCAAAGCUGCAGCUGAGGCGAAGCUGAAUGAGGUCCUGGAGGAUUCCACCAACUCCACCGCGGUGCUGCGGUUAGAGCUGGAGGAGGGAGGCAAGGCGAGGAAAGCGGCCGAAGAUCAGGCCGCCCUCCUAGAGGCAGAGCAAAAGGAAUAUGACCAACUGGGCUCUUUCCGGACUCACAGGUCACAUGCGUGCGGUGGACCGGAAUCUCGCCGAUCUCCCGACGUGGCGAUCCGGCUCUUCAAGGUGCUAUGGCCUGGGGAGGAGGUGCCGGCUAACCUGACGCUCACCUCCGAACGCCUGAAAGGUGCCAGCCGGAGGAUCCGCGAGUGGCAGUGGUUAGGGGCUCGUGCCGGAGCAGACGAGGCAAUACGCAUCGCCUGUUCCUGGUAUGAAGAUUUGGACCUGGAGGCCUUCCACACCAUGCGCCAAGAUGCUCCCACCGAUACGGAUCCAAUCCUCACCGCUAAGCGGAAGGACCGGGCCUACCGGAUAGCAGAGUACGCGGCGGUCCGCACCUUCAUCCCUCCUCCUCCUGGCGUCACGGACUAUCUUAGUGACUUCGAAGAAGAAGAUGAUGAUGAGGAUGCCGGAGAAGAUGAUGCUCUUCCGGAUGGCGGAGAUGCGCCUCCGGAAGCUCCUGACGCCGGUGAUGUCCCCCCCUGA
Messenger RNA from Lolium perenne, 2028 nucleotides. Lineage: Eukaryota; Viridiplantae; Streptophyta; Magnoliopsida; Poales; Poaceae. The record is from RefSeq and is a predicted model, not a curated record.